AGGUGCUGCCGGAGCUGCAAGCAGCCUGCGCCCGUCCCGCGUCGCCCCCGCUCAGGGCGGGUCCCGCGUGUUUAUUCCACCCGGGACGAGCGCCGGCGUCCAGCCCGCUACCGACCGCCGCUGCGGGAUGCUGCGCUCCACGUCCACCGUCACCCUGCUCUCGGGCGGCGCCGCCAGGACGCCCGGGGCGCCCAGCAGGAGGGCAAAUGUUUGCAGACUACGGCUGACUGUACCUCCUGAGAAUCCAGUUCCUGAGCAGAGUGAAAAAAAGAUAGAGAGAAAAGAGCAGCAUCUUGAUCUGAGCAAUGGAGAACCUACCAGGAAACUUCCUCAGGGUGUUGUUUAUGGUGUGGUGCGAAGAUCAGAUCAAAAUCAGCAGAAAGAAAUGGUGGUGUAUGGGUGGUCCACCAGUCAGCUGAAAGAAGAGAUGAACUACAUCAAAGAUGUAAGAGCCACUUUGGAAAAAGUGAGGAAGCGAAUGUAUGGAGACUACGAUGAGAUGAGACAGAAGAUUCGGCAGCUCACCCAGGAACUAUCCGUUUCCCAUGCUCAGCAGGAGUAUCUGGAGAAUCACAUCCAAACCCAGUCAUCUGCUUUGGAUAGUUUCAAUGCCAUGAACUCGGCCUUGGCAUCAGACUCCAUUGGCCUGCAGAAAACCCUUGUGGAUGUGACUUUGGAAAACAGCAACAUUAAGGAUCAAAUCAGAAAUCUGCAGCAGACGUAUGAAGCAUCCAUGGACAAGCUGAGAGAGAAGCAGAGGCAGUUGGAGGUAGCACAAGUUGAAAACCAGCUGCUGAAAAUGAAGGUGGAAUCGUCCCAAGAAGCCAAUGCCGAGGUGAUGCGGGAGAUGACCAAGAAGCUGUACAGCCAGUACCAAGAGAAGCUGCAGGAAGAACAGAGGAAGCACAGUGCCGAGAAGGAGGCACUUCUGGAAGAAACCAAUAGUUUUCUGAAAGCCAUUGAAGAAGCCAAUAAAAAGAUGCAAGCGGCAGAGAUCAGCCUAGAGGAGAAGGACCAGAGGAUCGGGGAGCUGGACAGGCUGAUUGAGCGCAUGGAAAAGGAACGUCAUCAACUGCAACUUGAACUCCUAGAACAUGAAACAGAAAUGUCUGGGGAGAUAACUGGUUCUGACAAGGAAAGGUAUCAGCAGUUGGAGGAGGCAUCAGCCAGCCUACGUGAGCGGAUCAGACACCUAGAUGACAUGGUGCAUUGCCAGCAGAAGAAAGUCAAGCAGAUGGUUGAGGAGAUUGAAUCAUUAAAGAAAAAGUUGCAACAGAAGCAGCUCUUAAUACUGCAGCUCUUAGAAAAGAUAUCUUUCCUAGAAGGAGAGAAUAAUGAACUACAAAGUAGGCUGGACUAUUUAAUAGAAACCCAGGCCAAGACCGAAGUGGAAACCCGAGAGAUUGGAGUGGGCUGUGAUCUUCUACCCAGCCAAACAGGCAGGACUCGUGAAAUUGUGAUGCCUUCUAGGAACUACACCCCAUACACAAGAGUACUGGAGUUAACUAUGAAGAAAACUCUAACUUAGGCACUCAGAGACAUGCACUUUUUACAGAUGGACAAACGCUCUGGAACCCUGUGGCUUGAAAUCCUUUGGGAAGGGUGACUGUUGUUUCCCCUAUACACAGUGUAAGCCAGAAUGGAAAUCACUGAGGCUCUGAUCUGCUUCUAAGACAGGAAGGAAAGUGAAGGCGGAGGGGCAGGUAAGAGACAAGGUCACAUUUGAAACACCCACCCAGCAUACCCUGCUAUACUGUGUCAUCAUUUGUUUUCUUUGUAGACACUGAAAUCCUAUCAGGAGGAUUCCCUCACUAUUUAUUUUACUUGCUAGACUUUGGUUGAGAGGGAAAAGGACAUUAAUUUGAAGUUUCAUGUUAUUCAUGCCAGGAUCGUUUGAUAGGGCAUGAAGGUUUUGUUUACCCAUAAAAGUAUUAGAGGCAGCGUUUCUCUGGUACAGAGAGGCCUGUCCACAAGGAGCAUGGGCACCCAGCCAAACUUGAACCUGGAGGGGAGGGUCCCCGGCCUGCAAAUGCUCUUUCCUCCGGGUCCCAGGCAUCUGUGCAGGGCCGUGGGAGCUGCAGUUAGAGACUUGUGUGGGCCAGACAAGCUUCAUUCCCAUGCAUUAGUCCCUUGGUUUAAUUUGUGCCUUAUGCCUUCAUUGGACCAGCUGAAAUCACUGUAUUUAUUCAACUUGUGAUUGUUUUUUUCUUUUCACAUUAAGAGAAUUUUUAUGUCACGGACAUUUAAUCAUUUAAUGUUUUCAGUAUCGAUUGGUGUUUUUGUUCAAUGAAUGAGUAAUCUGUUCAUGCAUGCUCUACUUUGAUAUUAUAAACUAUGUCACAUAUGUUUAAUAAAUACCAUAUAUUUUGUUCUACUAA
This is a messenger RNA of Sapajus apella (tufted capuchin), 2378 nucleotides long. It is a transcript of the gene MYZAP, whose product is annotated as myocardial zonula adherens protein. Bases 128 to 1528 code for a protein of 466 amino acids. Lineage: Eukaryota; Metazoa; Chordata; Mammalia; Primates; Cebidae. The transcript has 13 exons. Gene Ontology annotation, cellular component: RNA polymerase II, holoenzyme; nuclear envelope; intracellular anatomical structure. The record is from RefSeq and is a predicted model, not a curated record. Gene Ontology annotation, biological process: maintenance of ER location; intracellular signal transduction.